Molecule: messenger RNA, 2619 nt
Organism: Yamadazyma tenuis ATCC 10573
Lineage: Eukaryota; Fungi; Ascomycota; Pichiomycetes; Serinales; Debaryomycetaceae
Biological process (GO): carbon catabolite repression of transcription
Cellular component (GO): nucleus; cell division site; cell tip
Molecular function (GO): protein binding
Source: RefSeq, a predicted model, not a curated record
AUGACGCUGACGGCCAUCCAAACAGAAGAGCUCCCGCCGCUUGCUUCGUUCCUCUCGUCGGUGGCCCCGGGCAUCAACGAGCUCCACGAUAACAUUCACUUUACCCACGACUUCUCCAGCCCCAAAAUCCCCCAGGCAUUCUCAUGGCCACUAUCUUCUUCCAACUCCAUCCAAACCGCCCAAUUGACCCCCACGUACCUCAACGUGUCUCGCCCCGUGCUCAACCCGGGCCCUGGCCUCUUUGAAUCCAACACCUACGUGUCGUUGCCGUUCCACAUCACUAAUUUGUUCAACCAAAUUAUCGACACCAAGGCGAAUAAUACUCUUGAUGGAGGAAUGCAAAUAGGCGCCAACGUCGGGUCCAUGAUGCCCGACCCGUUUCACCUCGUGCACUUGAAUCCCGGGUGCCUCACAGAGAUCAUCGAGCUUAACAAUAAUCCCCGGUACACAAACCCAUUUGUCGAUUCUAACCGCCUGGACUCGAAGAACCCGUUCACCAAAUUGACGUCCAACUUCAAUAAGCUCUUGAAGAUCGCGGGUCCCGGCCACGAGGUGGCGGAUUCCAACUCGCUCUUCUCUGUGUUCGACUCGUUUACCGAAUUGGUUCCCGAAUUCUCCAACAAAAACCAGUUGGUGUUCAACAAGUUGCUUGCGUUCAACGAACUGUCGUACUACAACGAGAUCAGCUCCGUCAACACCAGCCGGUUGUUGAUUUCUGCAAAUGUCAACGUGGUAAGCAUCAUGGCCUUGGACCAAGACUACAACUACUUACACACCCAGUCGGUGACGUCCAGUAAGCCCUACACCUCGUUGCUUGAGAAGGCGGAUCAGGAACCAAAACUGUACCAAAAAGUGAUUGAAACCCCUCUCUUGCGAUUCAGUCUUAAGAACCACCUUGUGGUCACGUGCAUGAAGCUGUUUAACUUCAAUAACACCCCCUUGCUGGUGUUGGGCCUCAAUUCAGGAGAGAUAUUGGUGAUCAAUUUGAAGACCCUCACCUAUAAGCUCCUUUUGAGCAGCCAAAGAAUGGACUCCAAGUUCAACUCCAGCAUAAAAUACUCGUCCAACUUGACCAACACGCCAGUAACGUGUUUGGAUAUCCUCCACCACCCAGUCUACCAUUGUGUGUUUGUGGUAGGAACCUCCAGCGGUGAGGUGCUUUUCGUCAACCCAUUUUCGAGUGACAUUGCCAAAUACACCAAGACUAUAGUGGAUAAGGACCAGUUUGUGACUUACUUUAAGAAGUUUGAUUUGAGUCCCUUCAGCCCCAAAUACGAUGCUUCUGAGAUCAUUGGGCAUAUCAAGUUGAGCUACAAACCUAUGACAAGUAUAAGCUCCACCACAUCGUUUUUGAACAGCUACUCGGUCUCUUCACAUUUGAACCCCAUGCUCUUGGCGGUCGGGGCCGACGAUGGACUCGUGCGGUUGAUUUCAUUGACAUCUACAUCGGCCCAGAACUACGGGUCCAAUUCGAAGUCGGUAGUGCUGGACUUGAUUUCUAACUAUUUUCACUAUGGAAUUCGAUCCGUGACGUUUUCACCCGACUUUAAGUUUUUGGCAGUAGCAGGCAACGGCGAUUUGAUCGAAUUAUUCAGACUUGGCUACUAUAACGUCAACUCCUUGGUCCACAAAAACCACUCUCAAGGACUAACUUCUGGAGGAAGGAGAUCAAGAAGUACCACUGUGAAUAGUGCAUCGUCUGCGUCCAUUAAUCCUUCCAACAGUUUGAGCUUGUUCCUAUCGCCAACAGUGACGUCCCCGUCGGUUUCUCUUGAUGUCAACUCAGCCAAUCCUCCAGAAGACUCAAGCUUCUGUGUGCCUGCUGUCAAGGAUAUCCGGUUAAUGUGCCGAUUACGAGGCCAUGCCAAUACCAUUUCCCGGGUGCAGUUUAUACGUGAAGAACAGGUGUUUGAGUCUGAACUCGAAGACAAAAAGCCCAGCAGUUCGCUCUAUCGGUUGUUAAGCAUAGGAAAUGAUGGGAAGGUGCUAUUCUGGGAAUUCGACUAUAAGGCUUUACCAAAGGUUAAGCGGCCUGUGCUGUCAACUAAAUCCAAAAAGCCCUCUUCGGCACAAGCUGCUACACAUCUGCCUCUGUUUGUGAUGCUGCUGGCACCUCUGAAGCGUAAUCCCAAGAUGAAGUCAGGAAAAACGGACACCUCCUUGGGGUUACCGUUAUCCAACCUAAGCUCUCCAAGUGGCAGCCACAAUAACAUGAACAGUAUCUUGACACAGGCCGAUGGCAGUCAAGCUCCUCCCUCUCAUCUUGCAUCACAAGUGAACCUCGAAGAAGUUAUGUACGAUCAGAUAAAGGGGAUCUUGGGCCUCUACGGCUCUCUUUAUGAAAUCAGGUUUAAAAAACACUACACAAGCCUAAUAGGAAAGACUGACGAUUCCAGGUUAUCUCACUUUCUGAGUAUCGUUCAUCCUAUUGUGGAUGAUAAGUUGGUACCUUGUAUUGAAACCCCUGUCUCCUCAGUUGAUAUGAGCUACUGGUUCUCCAAUGGCCAAAUUUCGGGGGUUUGGGUGGAUGGAAGGUACUUUUGGUGCUUCGGAAGAAAUGGUGAUCUUAUCACAUACCAAAUCCUGGGACUUGAAGAAAACAACCGUCCUUUCAAAUAG